Messenger RNA from Lolium rigidum, 672 nucleotides. RefSeq names its product serine carboxypeptidase-like 18. Gene Ontology annotation, molecular function: acyltransferase activity, transferring groups other than amino-acyl groups; serine-type carboxypeptidase activity. Gene Ontology annotation, biological process: proteolysis; secondary metabolic process. Bases 1 to 672 code for a protein of 223 amino acids. The transcript has 7 exons. Lineage: Eukaryota; Viridiplantae; Streptophyta; Magnoliopsida; Poales; Poaceae. The record is from RefSeq and is a predicted model, not a curated record.
AUGGCGGGGUGGCUGCCCUUGCUGCUCUGCCUCUUCUUCUCGGUCGGAGUCAGCACGCGGCAGCGCGCCCUCGCCGGCGUCGCAUCCAGCUCCAAGAUUGUGACCAGCCUCCCUGGGUUCCCCGGCCGCCUUCCCUUCCACCUCGAGAGAGGGUAUGUGGAGGUGGACGAGGACAACGGCCUUAACAGCGCCGAGCUGUUUUACUACUUCGUGGAGUCCGAGGCCGGCAGUGAGAAUUCCCCUUUCCUUCUCUGGCCCACCGGGGGCGACCACUGCUCGGUACUCAGCGGCCUCGUCUUGGAGAUCGGUCCAUUCCAAUUCGUCGCAGAGCCUUACAAUGGCACUGUGCCUAGCCUGGAAAUCAAUCCUUACUCAUGGACGAAGGUGGCAAAUAUCCUAUUUGUGGAUACACCGGUUGGGGUAGGGUUUUCCUUUUCUAGGAAACCCGAAGGAUACAAUGUGGGGGAAAUAUCUACCUCAUUGCAGCUCCAUGAACUACUUCUCCAGUGGUUCAUUGACCAUCCCAAGUUCCUCGCAAGCCGCCUCUACAUCGGGGGAGACUCGUAUGUUGGAAAAAUUGUACCUUUUAUAGCUCAGAAGAUUUCAAAAGGUAUCGAAGCUGGAAGGAGCCCCAUCCUUAAUCUCAAGGUAACCAUCAUAAUUCAUGGAUAG